UUACGUUUCCAAAGCUACAUCCGGUCUCUACAGCUAGCUACAGCUAGGAGGUGUGACAGGAGGGUAGCUACAGUGGAAGUGACAGUUGUUCUGCUUUAUGAAUGGCCCUUUUUAAAAGUAGUAAAAUGCUCGUAAAUCGCUUGCCUCGACUGUGCUCUUUGUGUAGCCGUGUAUUCUACAGCAGCAGAGGAAGAAGAGCAGGCUGGAGGACACUUACAGGACACACCAGUCUGGAAUAUGCUAACAUCACACAGGUGCAACAACACUGGGGCACAGUAGCACCAAAACGCCUCUCUCAUAGUGAUUUUGGGGACUUGUACAAGACUGAGUCUGUUCAGAGGUUUCUCCAGCAGCUCAUGGAGGAGUACAAGGACUCCAGUAAGAAGAUACAGCAUGCACAACUCAGUGAAUCAGAGAGGAAAAUACUCAUCAAGAGGCAGAAGGAGUUGCUGCCUCUGGCAAAUGUGUUUGAGAAUAUUCAACAAGCCUUGAAAGACCUUGAGGAAAUCCUUUCACUCCUGCAUAGUUCAGCAGGUACCAAAGAUGAAGAUGAACAGUUGACCCAGCUGUUGAAAGACGAGGAAGCGCAAAUCUCACACAAUAUUUUGGCCUUAAGAAAAGAUUUAAUCAGGGCUCUUGUUCCUGUCGACCCUCUGGAUUCCAGUAAUGUUGUGAUGGAGGUUGUAUCAGGACGGACAACAGGAGGGGACAUCUGUCAGCAGUUCACAAGGGAAAUGUUUGACAUGUACCAGGGCUUUGCCUCUUACAAGAAUUGGGAGUUUGACGUUUUGAACUACACAACUGCUGAGAUGGGUGGCCUGCACCAUGCAGCCAUGAGAAUAGCAGGGGAGAAUGUGUACAGACAUGUGAAGCAUGAAGGGGGGACACACCGGGUGCAGAGGAUCCCCGAGGUGGGCCUCUCCUCCAGGAUGCAGCGUAUCCACACGGGAACCAUGACUGUCAUCAUCCUGCCUCAGCCAGUGGAGUUUGACGUGCACAUCGAACAGAAGGACCUUCGCAUCGACACGUUCAGAUCUCGGGGCGCCGGGGGCCAGAGCGUCAACACAACAGACAGCGCAGUGCGCAUCGUUCAUCUUCCCACCGGUGUAACAGCUGAGUGCCAGCAGACCCGCUCUCAGCUGAGGAACAGAGACCUUGCCAUGGGCAUGCUGCGGGCCCGGCUCUACCAGGGCAUGAGGAGUAAAGACACUGAGCAGAGGCACUCGGCACGAAAGCAGCAGGUGGGCACACGUUCUCAGUCAGAGAGGAUUCGAACCUACAACUUCAGCCAGGAUCGCAUCACAGACCACAGGACUGGGUAUGUUACGAGAGACAUUAAGGAGUUCAUGAGAGGAGGCGAGGAUCUGGAGGAUCUGAUCUCUGACGUGCAUGAGCAUGCAGAGAGGGAGGCUGUGCUGGAGGUGGUGGAGAGCCGCGGCGUGAAAGCGUCCUGACAGACUGCACACUGAAGUCAAAUAUACUCAACAAGUACUGUGACUGCACAUCGGAGCUGACAUAUCAAUAUGAAUGUAUGCAAUAGUCACAUUUCAAAGGAUGCCAUGGAAGACAAACUGAGGAAUAUGUAUUUUUAUAAAUUAUCAAUACUUGAAAUGUAAAUGCAUUUGCUUAUCAACGUAGUAAGUUAUUACUAGCUAAGAGCUGCACAUAUAUACUGGAAAUGUUUUUUAUAAUAAAGAUAUAGUGUAUGAAGUGGUG
Molecule: messenger RNA, 1716 nt
Organism: Gymnodraco acuticeps
Lineage: Eukaryota; Metazoa; Chordata; Actinopteri; Perciformes; Bathydraconidae
Gene: mtrf1
Product: mitochondrial translational release factor 1
Exons: 9
Coding region: 102-1454 (450 amino acids)
Biological process (GO): translational termination
Molecular function (GO): translation release factor activity
Source: RefSeq, a predicted model, not a curated record